This is a messenger RNA of Kwoniella shivajii, 1746 nucleotides long. RefSeq lists its product as uncharacterized. NCBI's taxonomy places the organism in Eukaryota, Fungi, Basidiomycota, Tremellomycetes, Tremellales, Cryptococcaceae. Gene Ontology annotation, cellular component: plasma membrane. The transcript is spliced from 14 exons. Gene Ontology annotation, molecular function: transmembrane transporter activity. The coding region runs from base 1 to 1746 and encodes 581 amino acids. The record is from RefSeq and is a predicted model, not a curated record. Gene Ontology annotation, biological process: transmembrane transport.
AUGUCAAACACAUAUGAUCUAGAAUUAGGUCAAAUUCUUGAUCAAGCAAGAAAGGAUGAAUUACAACUUCAAUCUCAAUCAGACGAUAGCAGAGAAAAUGCCCAAGAAUAUCGAGCUAGAAGUCAAAAUAAAUCAGAGUCCCCAGCUGAACCAGAACCAGAACCAGAACGUCCUGUAGAAGAUAUAACACUUCAACCUCCAUCUUCAUCUUCAUGUGAAGAUCCAAAUGCGACUGGAAAUGAGAAUGACAAUGAUCUGGGUCAAACUCCAACAUCUCUAUCAACGGUCGAAGCUAGAAGAGUGAAAUCUUUAUUUCCUACAUCCCCAUCUAAUCCCAGGAACUGGUCAGAGAAACGAAAAAUGACAUUGACAAUCGCUCUGGCUUUGACUGGAUUCAUAGCAACGGCAGGAAGCUCAAUUGGUAUUCCAGGGAUUCAUAGUGUUCGUGAUGAGUUUAAUGUUGGAUUUAGAGUAGGAGUUUUGAUUCCUGGUGCAUACGUUUUGGGACAAGGACUCGGUCCAUUUAUCUUCGCACCUUUCUCAGAAUUAUAUGGUCGUCAACCAUCUUAUAUAUUCGCUGAAGCGCUGUAUUGCGUCUUCUUCUUAGCCACUGGAUUCUCAAAUAACAUAACGACGUUGAUUAUCCUCAGAUUUUUCUGCGGCAUGUUUGGUUCUGUAGCUCCAUCUUUAGGGGUUGCAACUUGUGCAGACAUGUAUGUACCCGAAGAGAGGGGUAAACCAAUAUCAAUAUAUGCUUUAGGUCCAUUAUCAGGUCCAAUAUUUGGUAAUAUGUUGGGAUAUUGGUUAUUACAUCUUGGAUGGAGAUGGGCAUAUUAUUUUUUGACGAUUUUAUCGACGCUCAAUUUCGUUUUAUUGUCAGUGGUCAUGAAAGAAACUUAUGCUCCGGCGAUUCAGAAGAUUUUAACAUUUCAUUCGACACGUCCAUCCACUAAGAAAUCGUAUAAUCAUUUCAAUCCAUUAGGUUGGAUACCUGAUUUAUCUUGGAUGAGAUCUAUGGUCUCUCCUUCAGAGAUGUUGACUGUUUAUACAAGAGCAUUCUCACGUCCUCCAAGAUUACUAUUCUCUAAUCCUGUAGCUUUUGCAUUCUCAAUGUAUUACGCUUAUUUAUACGGUAUAAUCUACUUGUUCCUCACUACUUUACCAUUAUUAUUUGGUCGACCACCUUUUUCGCAAAGCGAUUUAUUCUCCUAUCAAUGGACUCAAAAUGUAUUACCCCUGGCAUACUUGGCUAUCGGGUUAGGUUUCUUCUCGACUGUAAUUAUAGCUGCGAAUUAUCAAGAUAAGAUAUACAAAUAUCUAUCUUUGAAAAAUGGCGAUAAAGGGCAACCUGAAUAUAGGUUGGUUCUCACCCAAAUUGGGAUGAUACUAUUACCUAUCGGCUUAUUCAUCUAUGGCUGGACAGCAGAUUCGCAAACACACUGGAUAGCACCUAUCAUUGGACAAUAUAUAAUUGGUGUCGGUUUGGUUUUACCUUUUAAUACUAUUCAAAAUUUCUUGGUAGAUGCUUUUCACCCUUACUCUGCAGCUGCAAUAGCUGGAGCUACUGCUUCAAGAUCAAUCGUAGCUUGUAUACUUCCCUUAUUCGCUACAGAAAUGUUCGUGAAUCUAGGUUGGGGUUGGGGAAAUACUUUAUUGGCCUGUGUUGCCAUUCUAGGUAUUCCAUGUCCUUUCAUCAUGUUUUUGUGUGGGAAAAGAUUGAGAGAAAGAUAUGCUUUUCAUGGUUGA